GCAGCAGUUUGGGAAUUUAGGAGCAACAAUCAGAGAUAUAAUUACCAGAAUUAAUAACGCAUAUGGCUCUGCUGUGACUCAUUGCAGUAACCUUUGCCCUAUUUAUUGGCUAAGUAUUUCUGGCCAGGAUCCCUCACUGGGGGACCAGUUUCUCCGGUGAUAUAUCAAAUGUCUGGGAACACAUCACAUUAGUGGAGUUGUGUUUUUUUUCCACAAUGUAAUAUUCAUCUUAGUUAUAUCUAUUUAGGGCUUUUAAAUAAUUACCAGUAGCUUAAAAUAGUAAAGCAAUAAUCAUAAUGGUGACCUGUUUAUAAACAUACCCUCUAAGGAUGACUGCGAAAUUUUGGCCUCGAUUGGAAAAAUCUAAUAUGACACACCAUCGUCACUUCCGUCAAAGUCACCAACAUCCCUAGUUGCUUACAGUUGAAAAUUAAGUUCACCGUUUCAGAACUUUUGGAGACAGUUAUUAGCACCUGAUUCAUAACUGUUGACCACACGUGGGCCAUUCUUUAUCUGAGCCUGUCCACACAGCCUCAUCGACACAGAUAAUUACAGCCUCAUCUCUGCCUUCAAUGGUUUUGACAUUUUGACUUGUCAGUCACAGUAUUUUAAAGCCACCAUUCCGUCUCGGCUCCUGGGGCUGUUUUAGAAAGUCACUGACCCCAAACAGGGACACUUCUGCUGACCCAAGGACCCCCAGAAAUAAGGAGAAAGCUCAUCGCCUUCUUGAAUAAGGUGUUGUUGCUAAUGAGCUCUCUCUCCUCCCUUCCUACAAUGAAAGACAAACCAGACCCCAGGUACCUGGAUGGAUUGGGAGCUGAAGUCUUAGAAACUUCCUGAUAAGUUGCCGAUGGCUACCAGCCAAGGCCGGAGGGUGGUGGUGCAGUUGUGUUGAGCACACAUCACACAUGAAAGGGCCCUUUAAAGAGCUGGAUUGAUUGGAAGGACAAAAAUUAAAAGCAAUCUGAUCCGGCCUCAUGCCAGAUCCCUGCGGACUCUCUCCGUCUCCCAUUUCCAUCCACGGUCACAACUGGAGAGUCUGCCUGAUUUGAUCAGAUUCACCUCUGGGAGAGGGGUGAUGCCAAGGUGAGCAGGACGCCAAAUUGUGGGCAACUUCUUGAUCUGCCCAUCAGCACUCUGAGAAACGCUGGCUCUGGGUUUUCCACAUCGGCCUCGGAAAAGCCAAGUUUCCUCGCUGUUUGCAACCUGGCAGAGCCCCUGGGACAUCCGGCCUCCGUCGCCCGGUAGAUGUGGCUUUUCCAUGCGGAGGCUGCGCGUGCCGCCUGAGCCAUCGCCGCCUCACCGGGCCCCCUGCGGGCCGCGCCCCCGGGGACUGUGCCGCCAUGCUGCGCCUGCUGGCCCUCCUCCUGCCCUGCCUGCCGCUGGCCUCCGGGGACUACGACAUCUGCAAAUCCUGGGUGACCACGGACGAAGGCCCCACCUGGGAGUUCUAUGCCUGCCAGCCCAAGGUGAUGCGCCUGAAGGAGUAUGUCAAGGUGAAGGUGGAGCCCUCCGGCAUCACGUGCGGAGACCCCCCGGAGAGAUUCUGCUCCCAUGAAAACCCCUAUCUGUGUAGCAACGAGUGUGACGCCUCCAACCCAGACCUGGCCCACCCGCCCCGGCUGAUGUUCGACCGGGAGGACGAGGGCCUGGCCACCUACUGGCAGAGCGUCACGUGGAGCCGCUACCCCAGCCCGCUGGAGGCCAACAUCACCCUGUCGUGGAACAAGAGCGUGGAGCUGACGGACGACGUGGUUGUCACCUUCGAGUACGGCCGGCCCACCGUCAUGGUCCUGGAGAAGUCGCUGGACAACGGGCGGACGUGGCAGCCCUACCAGUUCUACGCGGAGGACUGCAUGGAGGCCUUCGGCAUGCCGGCGCGGCGGGCGCGCGACCUGUCGGCGUCGGGCGCGCACCGGGUGCUGUGCACCGAGGAGUACUCGCGCUGGGCCGGCUCCAAGAAGGAGAAGCUCGUGCGCUUCGAGGUGCGGGACCGCUUCGCCAUCUUCGCCGGCCCCGGCCUGCGCAACAUGGACAACCUGUACACGCGGCUGGAGAGCGCCAAGGGCCUCAAGGAGUUCUUCACCCUCACCGACCUGCGCAUGAGGCUGCUGCGGCCGGCGCUGGGCGGCACCUACGUGCAGAGGGAGAACCUCUACAAGUACUUCUACGCCAUCUCCAACGUCGAGGUCACCGGCAGGUGCAAAUGCAACCUGCACGCCAACCUGUGCUCCGUGCGCGACGGCAGCCUGCAGUGCGAGUGUGAGCACAACACCACGGGCCCCGACUGCGGCAAGUGCAAGAGGAGCUUCCGCACGCGGUCCUGGCGCGCCGGCUCCUACCUGCCGCUGCCCCACGGCUCCCCCAACGCGUGUGCCGCCGCGGGCUCCGCCGUCGGCAACUGCGAGUGCUACGGCCACUCCAACCGCUGCAGCUACAUCGACUUCCUGAACGUGGUGACAUGCGUCAGCUGCAAGCACAACACACGGGGCCAGCACUGCCAGCACUGCCGUCUGGGCUACUACCGAAACGGCUCUGCGGAGCUGGACGACGAGAACGUGUGCAUCGAGUGUAACUGCAACCAGAUCGGCUCCGUGCACGACCGGUGCAACGAGACCGGCUUCUGCGAGUGCCGCGAGGGCGCGGCGGGGCCCAAGUGCGACGACUGCCUCCCCACGCACUACUGGCGCCAGGGCUGCUACCCCAACGUGUGCGACGACGACCAGCUGCUGUGCCAGAACGGGGGCACCUGCGUGCAGAACCAGCGCUGCGCCUGCCCGCGCGGCUACACCGGCGCGCGCUGCGAGCAGCCCCGCUGCGACCCCGCCGACGCCGAGGGCGGCCUGGACUGCGACCGCGCGCCGGGGGCUGCCCCGCGCCCCGCCACCCUGCUCGGCUGCCUGCUGUUGCUGGGGCUGGCCGCCCGCCUGGACUGCUGA
Messenger RNA from Odocoileus virginianus texanus, 2939 nucleotides. NCBI's taxonomy places the organism in Eukaryota, Metazoa, Chordata, Mammalia, Artiodactyla, Cervidae. The record is from RefSeq and is a predicted model, not a curated record.